Lycium barbarum (goji berry) is the source of this 1851-nucleotide messenger RNA. Its product is annotated as high affinity nitrate transporter 2.6-like. Gene Ontology annotation, biological process: cellular response to nitrate; nitrate transmembrane transport. Gene Ontology annotation, molecular function: nitrate transmembrane transporter activity. The coding region runs from base 66 to 1673 and encodes 535 amino acids. The record is from RefSeq and is a predicted model, not a curated record. Gene Ontology annotation, cellular component: plant-type vacuole membrane; plasma membrane. NCBI's taxonomy places the organism in Eukaryota, Viridiplantae, Streptophyta, Magnoliopsida, Solanales, Solanaceae. The transcript is spliced from 3 exons.
CACCAUCCAAGCUUUGUGCUUAUACCUUCUUUAAGCCUUUAAUUUUUGUGUUUAGACCCAAAAAAAUGGCUAAUUUUGAAAGCCCCCUAGGCAGUUCAGUGCAUGGAUUAACAGGCAGAGAACAAACAUUUGCCUUUUCGGUCACUUCCCAAAGCCAUAAUAAUCUUGACAAUAAUGGUCAAUCCAACAAAUUUGCUUUGCCAGUUGAUUCAGAACACAAGGCAAAAGCUAUUAAAAUUUUCUCAUUUGCACAACCCCACAUGAGAUCUUUUCAUUUAGCCUGGAUUUCAUUCUUCACUUGUUUUAUUUCUACUUUUGCUGCUGCACCUUUAGUUCCAAUUAUUAGGGACAAUCUUAAUCUAACACGUGCAGAUAUUGGUAAUGCAGGGGUUGUUUCUGUUUCCGGUAGCAUUUUUUCUAGGCUAGUCAUGGGUGCACUAUGUGACUUAAUUGGUCCGAGAUAUGGCUGUGCAUUUCUCAAUCUUUUAACUGCCCCCAUUGUUUUCUCCGUCGCAUUUAUCUCAAAUGCAGAGGGAUAUAUAGCUAUGAGGUUCUUGGUUGGAUUUUCAUUAGCCACAUUCGUGUCGUGCCAGUACUGGACUAGUGUUAUGUUUAAUAGCCAGAUUAUUGGACUCGUUAACGGUGUGGCUGGGGGGUGGGGUGACAUGGGGGGUGGUGUCACUCAAAUCCUCAUGCCUUUUCUUCUUCAUAUAAUUAAAUUAACCGGGGCUACUCCUUUCACUGCCUGGCGUAUCGCCUUUUUUAUCCCGGGAUGGUUACAUAUUAUCGUAGGACUUAUGGUCCUGACACUUGGUCAAGAUCUCCCUGAUGGAAACCUUAGUACUCUCCAAAAAAGGGGUGAUGUCGCCAAAGAUCAAUUUUCAAAGGUUCUUCGAUAUGCUGUGACAAAUUAUAGGACAUGGAUCUUUUUCUUCAUCUACGGAUUUUCCAUGGGAGUUGAGCUCUGCAUGAACAAUGUCAUAACAGAGUAUUUUUACGACAAGUUCAAUCUGAAGCUACAUACUGCGGGAAUGAUAGCUGCAACAUUUGGGUUGGCCAACUUUGUGUCUCGUCCUUUUGGAGGAUAUGCAUCUGAUUUAGCAGCACGAAAAUUCGGGAUGAGAGGCAGAUUAUGGGUACUAUGGAUAGUUCAGACAUUAGGAGGAGCCUUUUGUAUAUGGUUGGGCAGGGCCGAAUCACUUCCCAUAGCCAUAGUUUCAAUGAUCCUCGUUGCAAUCGGAACCCAAGCCGCGUGUGGUGCAACUUAUGGAGUCAUUCCUUUCGUAUCGCGAAGAUCAUUGGGCCUGAUUUCAGGCCUCACUGGCGCUGGAGGCAAUUUUGGAGGUGGCUUGACACAAUUGUUAUUUUUUUCGAGUACGCGAUUUUCUACUGCUAUGGGGCUAACAUGGAUGGGGGUACUGGCCGUGGCAUGUACAGUACCUGUUGUGUUUAUUCAUUUUCCGCAAUGGGGAAGUAUGUUUUUUACAGCAUCAAAUGAUGGAAAAUAUAAUGAAGAGAGUUAUUAUGGUUCAGAAUGGACAGAAGAUGAAAAACAGAAAGGGCUACAUCAUGGAAGUGUUAAGUUUGCAGAAAAUAGCCGAUCUGAACGUGGCAAAAAACAGAUUAUUUCAUCUUUAGCCACUUCACCUUGCUCAACUCCAGAACAUGUUUAAUUUGUAAUGUUUUAAUUAGUGGAGUGUGAUUGGUUGUUUCGCUCUUUAGUGGAUAAGCAUAUGCGACCAUGAAUCCAUUGUAGUUUGUUUUCGGUUUUUUCAUGUACUGAUGUACCUUUUACUUUCUUUUUUUUUGGUGAUGUAAAUAUAACUCAUGAGCAAUAACAUUUCACUUUUA